GAGGUGGAGCUGCUGACCCUAACAUCACAGAGAGCGAUAAGGAAAGAUCCCGGUCCGUCUCCCGCAGUGAGGGAUCCCCUGACUAGACAGAGAUCCGGGGAAAGGUAACCGCAGCUCGGAGUGUGCCUUAGCUGUAACCGGGGGGGGGGGUGGACCGUAACAUAGCAACACAGUGACCGGGUGCUCGCAGCCUGCAUUCAUGUAAUGUGUGUGUGCUGCUGGCUGGCCGGCUGAUAUAAAGUACUGUAUGAAGCAUUUAUAUGCUGCAGGGUGACUGGUCAGUGAGGUCUCCUCCUGCCUUGGCUAAUUGUUUCCUUCCUACAGUAUAUGAAUUCUGCCUACUGCAGUAUAUGAAUUCUGCCUACUGCAGUAUAUGAAUUCUGCCUACUGCCUGUGACUACUCACUGCCUGUGGCGGCGGGUGGGGGCCAUAAAUUACAAUGGGGGGGACAGGGACCUUCGGUCCUCCCCCGCCCUUGAGCAGCGGGUGGGGGCCAUAAUGGUAAUGAGGGGAGAUGGGGGGGGCCUACUGUCCCCCCCCCAGGCCCCCACCCAUGGUCUGUGGGUGGGGGCCAUAAUGAUAAUGGGGGGGGGACCUACUAAAAAAUAGUGAGGGGAGAAUAAAAUUACUAACCUGUAAAGUAAAAUGAAACUUUCCAUUCGACAUCUUCUUUUUUUCUAAAAUCUUCAUUUUUCAGCCCCCAAAAAGCCAAAUGAAAAACAAUCAUACCCGUCGAACUUAAAAUAAAAUAAAAAACCCGAGCGCAAAAAAAGAAUCCGUUUUCAACCAUGGAGGGCUCCGCGCAGACUGAGAUCUGCGGGGGAAGGCUUAUGAAGCCUUCCCCCGCCCUGCAAUUAGGCUAAGAACACUCUGAUUGGUUGGUUUAAGCCAAUCAGAGUGCUCUUUGUCAUUUUACACAGCGUGGGAAAAUUCCAAAGAACUUUCCCACGCUGUGUAAAAUGCUCACUGUUAAAUAAAGCAUUCUGUGGAGGGAGUCUGCUUAUCACAGGAAGAUUCCCUGGUUAGCUGAUAUAUUUGUUUCCCAUUAAUGAUACAUCUCUGAUAUGGGCACUGUGCCAGCAUGAUUCUAUUAUUAUUAUUGCCACUUAUAUAGCGCUAACAGAUUCCGUAGCGCUUUACAAUAUUAUGAGAGAGGGGGUGUAACUAUAAAUAGGACAAUUACAAGAAAACUUACAGGAACAAUAGGUUGAAGAGGACCCUGCUCAGAUGAGCUUACAGUCUAUAAGGAAGUGUUUAAUAGUUGCACUGAUGCUAUACUAGAGAAUUGGAUACAAAUAAAACCCCAAAACCAGAUCAAUGCAUGCAAAUAUAUAUUACUGACUUGGUUUGUUGUACCAAAUUUUUAUUUCUCCUCAAACAUUUUCCAUAAGUAACACUAAGAACACACACCACUAUCACACAACUGUGCAUGAUGUGGUUACGUUGUAGGUUCCUGUAUCCCUGUGCACCUAGUUGCAAUGUAAGUGCCUGUGCCCAGUGCACUUGGUUGCAUUAAAGGUUCCUGUGAGCGUGGUUGCAGAGGCAGUGCCUGCAGCCCUGACUCCGCAACAUCUGUAUUGUCUAUUGUUGAGUGACAUGGUUGAUUUGUCAUGUCAUUUACAAAAAUUCAAAGUGUCCAUCUUUGUGUAAUGUCAAUAAAAAUAGUAUUUAAUGUUCGUUAAGUGCCAGAUGAAUUUAUUUCUUGUUAAUUGGGUUUAUUAUGGUGUUAUAAAUGAUAACGCUGGAACUCCUCCUUCUGUCCAUAAUAUAACUGUGGGUGUUUUUAUCAUGUAGGCUGGGUCCUGCUCGGGAUGUUUAGCCGUCUUUCUGGUCUCGCUAACACAGUCUUGCAUGAACUCUCUGGUGAUGGAGAGGCAAUUGAAACCACCGGGAUUUCGGUGAGUUAAGUCAGUUGUCAGUCAGAUUUAGGAAUACAUGAGGCUACGUGGGUCUAAGGCUUCCUAAGUGUAACUUUUUUUUUUUUUUAUUUGGAUUAUCAUUUUAAAGGUAUGAGAUUCUCUCCUAGAAUACUACAUUACCAAGAGAAUUGUCCUUAGUAUUUGUUUUUAGAAGAUUGUUAAUGUCCUACUUCACUUAGAGCAAAGCGGUCUGGAUAACCAGGUAUUCUUACUGGUUUUAAACAGGAUCCCGUGGCAGUGGACAGUUCAGCAGAAGAUAUGUCAGAGGAUGUGAAGGAACAACUUGCUCAUUAUGAGCAGCUAGUGGUCCAGCUGAAGAUACUUAUUCAGCAGAAGGAUGGAGAGAUUCAACAGAAAGAUGCACAACUAAAGGUACAUAGGAACAGUGGUGUAUUUUGGUUGUGUGCUGCCCUAGACACGACUAAACCCAGACGUCCCACCCCUUCCUGGCAAAGUCACACCCCUUCCGCUUUAGAUUCCACCUUUUCCUACUCCUUUUUAAAUGGAUACUAUAGUGCCCCCCUCUGCCACCCACUUGGCACUAAGGGGUUAAAACCUCUUCAGUCACUUACCCAAAUCCAUGCUUUCCUAUGGGGAUUUAGCAGACGCAGGAUGUCCUAAUGCACUGCAUUAGGACAUCCAGCAUCAGUUAGGCGACUUUUGUUUGCAUAACCCCCGGGAAGUCCCUCUGGUAGACUAGAGGUGGAGUUAACCCCUCAAGAUAAUUAAUGCAGUUUCUCAGAAACUGCAAUAAUUACACUUGCAGGGAUAAGGGGACUAAGACACUGCACCCAGACCACUUCAAUGAGUUGACGUGGUCUGGGUGAGUACAGUGUCCCUUUAACCCCUUAAGGACCAAACUUCUGGAAUAAAAGGGAAUCAUGACAUGUAACAUAUGUCAUGUGUCCGUAAGGGGUUAAGCACACACUCUGACAGACACAUACACAUUCACUGACCAACAUACACUGGCAGAUAUACACCGACCGACACAAACUCACUCAUUAACAGAGACACACAAACACUGAGACACUCAUUGACAGACACACUGAUAGUCACAGACUCUCACAGACACAAAUUAUUACUAAUAUAAUUUAAAAUUCUCCUCCCAGCCUCCAUACCUGCAGAGCUGGCGUGGGUCUGUUGUUGGGGGUCCAGUGGGGCUGCUGGUAGGUGUGCGGCUGUGUUGGCAACAGAGGAGGCGAGAGAGCUGUGAUCUCCCUACUCUGCUCCCUCACACUUUGCAGGCAAUCUACUGAUGCCGGGAAUGACGUCAUAUUCCGGCUCCAACAACAUCCCCAAACUGCGUGCGAGGGAGCAGAGCAGCAAGAUCACAGCUCCCUCGCCGCCUCUGAUGCUAACACAGCUGCCAGCCGAGGGGGCCAUAAGAUGUCCAGCAUACCAGCUUUUGGGCCCCCCCAGGACCCGGAGAACACCGUGGAAGCCCGAGUGGUUAGUGCCGCCCCAAGGCAAAUGCCUAGUUUGCCUUAGGCUAAAUACACCACUGCGCUGUGUGUGUGUCUAUGCAUAAGUGGAAACAGCAUCAAACACACUUUGCAGGAAAGAUGAAAUGUAAACUUGUGUGUUUCGUAGAAAUGUGUUGGUCAGAUAUUUUGUUUGGUUAGUGCACAUUUUGCCAAAGAUCCAAUUCCUACCUAUCAAGUGUUAAUUACCAUUUCUAUAUUUUAAACAACAUUUUCAAACACAGUUUAAAGGGACACAAUGAUUUUAGCACUUCAGACAUGUAUUCCUAAUGCUAUAAACUUCUCUUCCCUAUUCAGGAAUUAAAGGAAAUAGGUUUUUACUUAACUUUUUCCCUUGCGCCCUGACUCACUUGGUGCAGACGUCCACUUCUCCUGUGACUUCAUCCUGCAGGCAUUGCUUCUUUGUCUUUUCAUCCAAUCCAAUGCUUCUCAUAAAGAAGCGUUUUGGUCGAAAAGCACAUGCAUGGCAAGCGCUUCUCAAUGAAAAGUAUUCAGAGGAGGUGGCUUGUGCAAACAGAGUCCGACUCUGUUACUCACGACAGAUAUGCCUCACUUGAUGUGUUUAACCCUGUAAUGGAAACAUUGCUGUUCCUACUAAAUGUCAAUGUUUUACAUUGCAGGGCUAAAAUGACAGGGCACUGCACACAGACCGCUUAAUUUUUCCUUUCUUUCUUAUUUUGUGCUGCGCAUAGGAUUGAUGUUGUGUUUGUUCCAGCGGGAAUUUCUUGGGGGAGACGGGAGGAGGGGUGCUUUCUUCUGAUUCACUUUAUGUAUACAGUACAACAGUACAAGCUCCUGUACUCUUAAAGAGUACCUUCGCACAGUCUGCUUCCUAGCCGACGCUUUACUGGGGUCUCUCUGGAGUGCUUUCCUUCCAGGCAGGUAUUGUAACCUCUGCAGCUCUGCUUAAAAUGAUCACUACUGUCUUUACAAACACACUUGCGGCUCUCAGGCCCCCCGAUCUGCCUCCUUGACUGAGAUCAUCAGAAUUGACAAACUCAGCCAAUUCAAUACUUUCCUAUGUGUGUGUAUAUAAUAACAAAGUAUUUAACCAGGUAAUGUACAUUCAGAGUACUCGUGUUUGUGUGUGUGUGUAUACAUUCAGAGUACUCGUGUGUCUCUGUGUGUGUGUGUGUGUGUACAAACCGCACUCCUGGGACUUUAAAAAAAAAUCAAAAGUUAAAAUUUAGCCUUUAUUUUACAUAAUCCAAUAAAAAGUCACUGUUUCAGCUCCCAUUAGGGAGCUUUCAUCAGGACUAUUUUACCUAUUAUGUCUUUAUUUUCGUGGACUAAACAUUUGCUUAUUGCUCUGCUUUUUAUAAAAUAAAUAUUGCCUUUUUUUUUUUUUCUAUGUUCUGUGGAGUCAUAGAGAAUGCAGCCAACUGGAAAUAUCUGUUUUUGUUUUUCUCUUUUUAGUCUCGGAUGUCUAUAUCUGAGGAUUGUCUUUGUUGCUAGUUUUAACUUUCCUUCUUAACACAGAGCAUUGUAGCUGCUUUCUUAUUUUUCACCUAACAUCCUUUCUACAAUAUUUGCAUAUCCUGGAGAAUAUUUCAUUUUUACACGUGCAUUAUUUGUUCGUUCUUUGAUUUCUUGCUUAAACCUGUGGGUGUGUUGUUGGGUUUUUUUUUUUUUUAAUACAGCUCUUAAAUUUAUACCCGAAACGUGUCCUUGUGCAACUGCAGUGCAUUGUGUGUAUUGCUCUGCUUACCUAGUCAAUCAUUAAUGUGUGAGAAGAAUUUGCGAAAUAGUGCAUAAGGGAGAAUGUUAAAGUGAAUCUAAUGGAUGUGUAGUUUAUAAUUUUAGAGUAAAAUCUGCAUAGAUUGCAUCCACACUGCCCAGGUAGGAGUAAGAGGAGUGUUGGAGUGGACUAUGGAUAUGCAGCACAGCCAAAUCCACCCUCCUGGCUUCAUCUUUUGCAGGGUUACUAAUUAAAGUGACAUUCAAAGCGAAUUUCUGAUUUAAGUUAAAAAAAAAAAACUGACCUGGAAAAAAAAUUCUCUAAUACAGUUAUACUUUGUUUGGCUACUCUAGCCUUAACCCCUUAGUGACCAGACCGUUUUUUAUUUUAUUGUUUUUCAAUUUUCUUACCGUUUGGGACCAGGGCUCUUUUUACAUUUCUGCGAUGUUUGUGUUUAGCUGUAAUUUUCCUCUUACUCAUUUACUGUACCCACACAUAUUAUAUACUGUUUUCUCACCAUUGAAUGGUCUUUCUAAAGAUGCCAUUAUUUUCAUCAUAUCAUUUACUAUACAAAAAAAUUAUAAAAUAUGAUGACAUUAAAAAAAAAAACACUUUUUUUCUAACUUUGACCCCCCCCCCCAAAAUCUGUUAUGCAUCUACAACCACCAAAAACACCUGCUAAAAAGUUUCUAAAUAUUGUCAUGAGUUUAGAAAUACCCAAUGUUAACAUGUUCUUAGCUUUUUUUAUUUUUUAUUAUUUUAUUUUAUUUUUUGCAAGUUAUAGGGCAAUAAGUACAAGUAGCACUUUGCGAUUUCCCAAAAUUUUUUUUCAAAAUUAACGCAUGUUACAUUGUAACACUAUCUGUCAGGAAUCCAUGAAUAACCCUUCACAUGUAUAUAUUUUUUUAAAAGAACACAACCUAAGGUAUUAAACUUGGGGUAUUUUGUCUCUUUUCAUGCAACCAUUUUACCACCAAUCAAUGCCCAAAAAUUUUUUUUUUUUUUUAAAGUUGUAUUUAUUUUUUUUGACACACAUAGCAAUUUAAGAAUACAUGUACUGAGAAUUUUAAGGGUUACUGCCAAAGAACACCCCAAUAUGUGUUCAGCAACAUCUCCUGAGUACAGUGAUGCUCCCCCCAUGUAGGUGUGUUGGGUUCUCUGGGAGCUAAAAUAACUUAUUUUGAGGGUGCGCAUUCCAGUUUUCCAACUUGGAAUUUUCACAGCCAUGUCCUAUUUGGGACAUUUUUUUGAAGCCAGCCAAUGUAAUUAAUUAACCUCCAUCAAACCAUAUAUUUUUGAAAAGUAGACACCCUAGGGUAUUUCAGAUGGUGGUAUUAUAACACUUUCCAUGCACUAAUUCUACCACCAGUCUUUGUCAAACUUUUGGGUAGUCAUGUUUUUGUGUUCUUUUUCUCUCACAUUGAACUUUAGGCAUGGAUCUCCUGAGUACAAACUUACAGGGGUCAAAUGUAGGGCUUUUCCAUGUUUGCACAUUGAAAUUUGCCAGAUUGGUUUGCUGUGCCUAUGUUGCCUUUGAGACCUUAUGGCAGCCCAGGAAUGAAAAUUAACCCCAUCAUGACAUACCAUUUGUAAAAGUAGACAACCCACAGUAUUCAAAAUGGGGAACGCUUGCCAAAGUUAGCAUUCAUAUUUGUUUUUGUUUUUUUGUGUAACACAAAAACUGCACUUUUUUACUGAUGAUUUUAUCGUUGUGAUAAGUUUUACUGUUUUAAACACUCAUAUUUGUGUUGAGCGAAGUCUCCCAAGUAUAACAAUAUCCCCCAUGUACAGGUUUUAUGGUGUUUUGGAAAGUUACAGGGUCAAUAUAGGGCUUGCUCAAAUUCAGUUUGCCAGAUUGGUUUGCUGGGUCUGUGUUGCCUUUUGAGACCAUAUGGUAGCCCAGGAAUGUGAAUUAACCUCAUUAUGGCAUACCAUUUUCAAAUGUAGACAACCCAGGGUAUUCAAAAUGGGGUAUUUCCAGUCUUUUGUAGUUGCCACUUAGUCACAAACGCUGGCCAAAGUUGGCGUUCAUAUUUUGUCUUUUGCAUUUUUUUUUUUACACAAACUGCACUUUUACUGGUGAUAUCGUCGUGGUGGGUUCUUUUACUUUUUAAAACACUCAUAUUUGUGUUCAGCGAAGUCUCCCGAGUAUAACAAUACCACCCAUGUGAAGGUUUUAUGGUGUUUUGGAAAGUUACUGGGUUAAAUAAGGGGCUUGCCAAUUAAAUUCUCUGGACUGUCUGACUGGGUUGUCAGGCAGGUCCCUCAAAUUAUAAUUAUGUAGUUAAAAGGUGUGUGUGUGUGUGUGUGUGUGUAUGUAUGUAUGUGCCAAGCCUAGCUUUUCCUACAGAAAUCACACGUUUGUAGUAUAUACACACACUUUUAUUUCCUAUAUAUGUAUAAUCUAUUAUAAAAUAAUUUGAGCAUUUUAGAAUAUAUUAUGCAUAUAUAAGAUUUUCAUUAUAUGUGUAUUUUGAGAGGUGUGUGUGUGUGUAUAUAAUAUAUAUAUAUAUAUAUAUCCUCAAAGUACACUAAUAAUGAAAUCAUAUAUAUGUAUAAUAUAUUAUAAAAUGCUUUAAUUAUUUUACUAUAUAUGUAUAAAUUUUUUUUUUAUUUUUUAUUUUUUAGCAGCCUGGGGGACUGCCUGACCGCUCAGACUGUCGCGCUGCUGGCAGCUCUAUAGACUCCUAUUGCAUCCAUGUGAUCAUGGUGAUCACAUGGCCCUUCAGGGCCGGGGUGGCCAGAGCUGCUGCAAGGGGACUGCUGGGGUUUUAGGCAGUCCCCCCCCACCCCCACAGGGAUCGCCACAGAAUGGUCAGGAAGGGGUUAAAGGAACACUAUAUGUCCAUUUCUAACUAUAGUUCUCUAGUCAAUGCUUAUUUAUCUAAACACCCGCCUCCAGGGUUAAAAAAGUGAGUUUACCUGCCUUUUAUCAUUCACAGCGACACUCUUCACACUGCUGUCUUGUCUCCGUGGCGGAGAUCAUCAAGAUUAAUGAUCUCAACAAAUCCAAUGCUUUUGAAUAGAAAAGCUUUAAGAGGCUAGUAUGCAUGUGAUGUAAAACUGCAUGCCGUGCCUAUAUGAUGGUCUCUGAGUUUUAAGCCAUGAUUGUGGAAGAAGAUCCUCUAGUGGCUGUCAGUAUGACCGCCAAUAGAGGCAGGUUAACCCUGCAAUGAAAACAUUGCCAUUCUGCAGCAAUGUUCUCAGCUGCAUGGUUAAAACGAGAAUGGGUGUACAUGGCACUUGAGGUGAAGUGGUUUGGGUGCCUAUAGUGUUCCUUUAAAUUUGAAGUUCUCAUCUCACUUAAGUAAAUAAACCUAUUGAUCUCCAAUUGUACAUUUUAAACCUUCUCCAUUUUUAUUUAUCCUAGUAGCUAGAAUCAGUAAUGAGGUGAAUUUCUCCAUAUGUACAUUAACAUUAGAACAGUCUACAUGCUAAUUUUAGAAUGUUCUAUGUUGCAGUCAGAGCGAGAAUCUUCAGAUGCAAAAUUGGCCAAACUUAAGCUUCAGGCAAAGGCAAAAGUGACAAACUUGAAUAAGCAAAUCGAAGAACUAAAAAAAGCAUCAGACAGCCGUGUAAGUUAUUUCUCCACACCAUUUAGUUGCUUUCUAUUUUUGUGCUAGAUUAGUGGUUCCCAAAACAGUCCUCAUGGUACACUAACAGUCCCGGACUUAUGUAUUUCCCUUUUUUAUUCCAGUGGAGAUACUGACAAAACCUGGAGUGUUGAUUGACAAUGAGGACUGGUUUAGGAACCACAGUGCUAGAUUUCGCACAAUUGGCUUUUCUAUUAGUGUUCCAUAAACUGUGACUGGAUACCCCUUUAACCCCUUAAGGACACAUGACAUGUGUGACAUGUCAUGAUUCCAUUUUAUUCCAGAAGUUUGGUCCUUAAGGGGUUAAGAGGUAGCACUGAUUUUAGUGCAGCAUAUUAUUAUGCAGUUAAAUUACAGUCACCGUAUUAUAAGUUCCUGUAUUCUCUGCAUUCCUUUUACAUUUUCUGUUUACUUAUUAAAUUAAAUAAUCUAAUUUUGGAAUAUCUCCUCUUGUUUGUUCGUCUUUGGAUGCUCUUUUACUUAAUUAGGCCAAGACAAACAAUUCCUCUACUAUUUGGGCUUCUAUUUCUUGAUAACGUUGCAUUUCUUUAGAGCUCUUCCAUUACAGCUGCUUUCUGAUAUCUUAGUAUCUUGACUGCACUAAUGCUGCUUGGUGACUGUCCACUACUGUGCCCAUAUAGGUUAACCAAGAUGGAAGUGGAGAUUCGAGCAAUAAGGAGAAGAGCAAGUUCCAGCAGGAAAAUGACAAGGAGAAACAGAAACUGGAGGAUAUUGUUUCUGAACUUACAAGGCAGCUCCAGGAGAAACAGGAGAACAUUGGUACGCUUACAAAAGAGCUUGAUGAGAGCCAGCUAACUGUAACAGAGUUUACAAGACACCUCAGCGAUAGUCAGCAGACUGUUACUGAUCUCACAAGAGAACUCCACAACAGCCAAGAAACUGUGAGACAGCUUCACAUUGCACAAGAGAAGCAUGAGACUGAGGUAAGCAUGGUUAUCAUACUGACAAUGGUGUGUAUGGUGUCCUGGUAUAUAAACCUGCUACAUUUAAAGAUCCCUAUCCUGUGAUUAGAUUAUUUUCAGGAAAUGCUAAGAUUUUUCCUUAUUACUACCUUUUAUACGCCAUAAAAAGGGCCUAAUGAAAAAUGUUCUAUGGUGCACCAGUAGUGUUGUGUUUUUUUUUUUUUUUCUUUUUUUUUCUUUUCCCCUUUGUCUGGGCAGCCAUGCUGGUCAGACUCUACUUUAAUCGGACCAACUGCUGCUUGUCCUAUGUCCUAUAUCCUGACUGUAUAUCUCUACUGAAUUUUCCUCGUAGCUGGAAGAAGUGCUAUUUAAUGAUUAUAGCUCUUUCCCCCAGGUAAUCAGAUGACAUCUAGUUCUGGGAGUACAACUCUCAAGGUUUUUAUUGUCAAGGCACAGUCUUUUAUACACGAUCCCCAGCAUGGGGUCCCUAUUCAAGACAGUGAUGGUGCCUCUGUGUCUGAGAGAUAGUUGAGUUAAUCUCCCGGAUACAAAGGACACAGCACAAAAAAGCAUAAAAACAAGCAGGAACCCCAGCACAUCAAAUAUCCCGGUGUGACAAAGCUGGCAAAAUAGCGCUCAGAUCCAUGGAGAAUAGACAAAUUGCCACCUGGGUAAAGAUUUGACUGACUGCUAACAUGGUCCAGAGUUUCAGACAACAAAUAUUUAUUUUUUAUUUUUUUUUGUCCAGUCAAAUGUCGGGGAUGCUCCCCCUGGCUCUCAGGGAAUGAUUGUUCCUCUGUCUAUUGUACCUCCCCUACAAAUAGCGCUCUCCUGUCUGGCCGGAUAUAUAGGUGUUGUCCAGCUUGAGUUACACAGAAUUGUGACUAGGGUCCGCUAUAGUGCUCCCGGCUUUCUGGAUGCAGUGGCCAGCCAUAGGAAUAGGGGCUCUCGGUCAUGUAACAUGGAGAGGAGGGAGAGCCAUGGGUAGUGAAAUAGUCUUUUAAUAAAAUGGUGGGGGACCGAACCAGGGUUCACAACACUGUUCAUCCUAACUUGCCUGCUGUUGCAGUUUCACAGAGAGCAGUUACAGCUGCAGGCGAGUUAGGUUGAGCGGCUGUUGGAGACUGACCCAAAUGGCUGCUUUUUUUUUUUUUUUUUUUUUUUGGGUUCCAAAAUCAUUAAUAUACAUCUUAUUCCUGUUUUUUUUUGUUUUUUUAUUCAUACUUCUAUAUAUUAUAAAUGUAAUAAACUUUAAAAAAAUUUAAAGGUAAAAGUUGACUAAAGUCAUACAUACACACAUGAAUAUCUGACGGUGUCUCUGCGGUUAUUCCAUUAUUGCGGUGCUAUGUAGGAUAAUGAGGAUCGAGCCACUUUACUUUUGUAUUGUGGUAUAUUAAAGUUCUGGUACUGGUACUGGGCCGGACAUUACAGGAGGUUGGAACAGAUUGAGGAGAGCAUUCUACUCAGGUAGGGUGGGAGCUUCCCUGAAAAGCUCUCAUGCUCAUGGCUGGAAAGAUGAAGGGUGCAUCGAGAUUCCAGCAAUAGCCAGUUUAGCCCUUUUAACAUGUCACAAUGGUGGGUCAUGUAAUUGCGUUAUAGCACAAAGCUGCAGAAUGAGUUUUACAACGUAUUAAGUUUAUGACGGUGUGUUCGCGGUGCAGGUGCCUCCCCAUAAUCCAUGAAUGGCAUUUGCAUUUGUUGCACUGUCUGUUUUUAUUACCGUGGUGCUAAGGCAGGAUUUGUUUCUGUACAGGGCACUUAGUUUUGGAUAAAGUUUUUCAGUGUACAGGUCGAAAGAUAGAUUGGGGUCUAGCAACCUACCUAGAUAUUUAUUUAAAAGAACAGACUGCAGUCAGUGUGCUAUUUGAUUUUGUUAUGAUGCAUGGUUGAGACUUUAGUAAUUUGUUAUUUAGGUACUGUUCCAAAGAUCAUUGUGACUGUUUUGUCAGUAUUUAGGAAAAGUUUGUUAUCCAUAAUCCACUUUUCUAUCUUCAAGCUGUGGUGUCGUCUGCAUAUAUGUGCACAAUUGAGGCUUUGCAGACGUUAGGCAGAUAAUUUAUGAAUAAUGUGACUAGUAGGGCGCCGAGUAUUGAGCCUUGGUUAAAACCAGCAGGUGACAGAGAGAAGGAGGGAGGCGCUAUCAGAAAUGGACAUAUAACGCAAUCGAUUUGAUGCAUAUGAUCGAAACCAGGUUAGCAGACUAUCACCAAUACCGGAGUUGUUAAAUUUUUGCAAUACAAUGCUAUGAUCUACUGUGUCAGUCCUUGGCUGAGUGUUUGGCUCGAAUGCCAUAUGAAUGGAAACCCUUUCGGGCAAACUCACGGUUCGUGUAUAAGAACGGGACUCAGAGAGCUGUAACCCGGAAGUUGUGGGGGGAGUGAGAGUUUUUGGUGAUUCAGAUCCGUUGGCGGGAUAACAGCUGGUGGAGGAAUUGCAGCCUCGGAGAGCUGGAAACUUCGCUGGUGGACCAAGGAGAGGCCUAGCCGGAGUAAGGUAAGGCUGGUAGCCGGGCUAGUAUGCUGUAUGCUGUAUACGGCCGGGUAUUGCAGGGAGAACUUGUCAUGAUCAGCGUGGGAGCGAAGUCAGAGGUUCUGAAUGAACCCAGUGGUGUCGGUCCUGUCAUGGAGGGGGCCUGAGUUUUUAUAGCCGGGUAACCCCUCCCACAAAUAUAUCUAUAUCUAUCUCUAUCUCUCUCUCUCUAUCUAUCUAUCUAUCUAUCUAUCUAUCUAUCUAUCUCUAUAUAUAUAUAUAUAUAUAUAUAUAAUCUCUCCACCUCGCUCUGCCAUACUAAGUGGCACUGCAAGUACUCCAGUUUCUCGACACUUCUUGGAAAUGGGACACAACUUAUCUUCACUCUGGUUUAUGGGCAUAGACCAUAUACCAUUCUCAUCCAGAGGGGGGGGAUCAUGACAACCUACUGCUUAAGCGUGAAGCAUUUUGGAUCUAUACCCUAAAAACUUCCCCCAGCUGGCCUAAAUGAGAAAAAGUUGUUACACUUUUUAAUUUUUAAUUUUUUUGUGUUUUAAAUCAUCAAGAAGAUAAUGCAUCAUAGGGUUAUAUCUUAUAUUAAAUGUAUUUGUGAUAUAUAGUUCUUCAUCAAAUCUCCAUGGUUGAAUCAAUGCAUAUCAUACAAUUGUCUAGUUUGAAGUAUAUUUACAGUGUUUAUUUACACUAGCUACUAUAUGCUUGUUACAUACUUUACAAAUUUUACAGAUAUUAUUAUGAUAGGCAUUUUGUGGCUAUUUCUCCUUUGGUUACGGGUUAAAAACUUGUACAUAUAUCUUUUUAUUUAUAUUUUUACUUCUAUCCUUUUAUAUUCCACAUACCUGUUACAUACAGGGUUAAUUCUGUUUUCUACGUAUUUUGAAUGUGUCUACGUCAUUAUUGACUUCACGUAGACUCGUUGUCACCUUUCACCCUCUAAUAAGAUCACUGCAUUUUCAUAUAUAAGGCAUUCACUUCACACAAAUAAUUGUCUUUAAAAAAGUCUUUAUAGACUGAAACGGCGACCUGUACGGUGUGUUAUCCUGUUAUUGCUCAAUAAAGCAACAUUUAUAAUUAACUUUAAAAAGACUCCUGAGUGCUGUCUACUGAAAUCAUAUAUAAUUUGGUUGGAGAAAGCACCGGAGCAGAGAAAGACCGGGAGCAUCGAGUGCUGGGAUUGAUAGAGGGGGGGGCGAAGCCAAACGCUGAACCUGCCAAUCAGCAACUCCUCAUAGAGAUGCAUUGAAUGAAUGCAUCUCUAUGGGUAAAGUUCAGCAUCUCCACUGUGCAGCACUGCCUCAGGAAGCGCCUCUAGAGUUGUUCCUAGGCUGUUAUGUAAACACUGCCUUUUUACUGAAAAGGCUGUAUUUACAUCAGAAAGCCUGCAGGGACUGACUAUACAUCAACGAAGGGAUUUCCCUGGUCACUCCGUACAAUGUGUUAUGGGAGUGCCCUCUACUAUGUAAUUGCAGCACGAGAGGGAAUGUACUAAGCAUGUAUGUUUGUAUAUUCGUGCUUUUGGAAUAAUUUAUCCUGUGCUAUACUAUUUUGUGUGUAUGGUUUUGUAUUUAAUUAUUAUUGUUUCAUGAAAAGAUAUAUGUGUGUGGUUCUUUUAUGUAAUUCAAUAGAGUUAUGCUAAUUGUGUUUACAACCUGUGCCUAGUUAGAAUUGAUAUGAUAGUCUUCUAUAAUUUAUUUGGAAGUCAUGUUCUUCUGGAAUUGAGUGCUAUUCCCUUGUUUUCACAUAAUGUUUCUAUUCAUAUGUGUGUUUGAGAGUCAUCUUUUCUUUAUCUGCUUGUGUCAAUGACUGUAGAUGCAGUGUGAUUAAACAGAAAGAAUACACAACUAUUUUACUUCUCAUUUACAGCCAUGUCUUGUGUAUCGCUUUGAUUUAGUGCUUUGACGAUAGGUGUGAUAUUGGGUUCUAUUUUUGUUUAUAGAUUCUUCAUUUGCAGAGAAAACUGGAGGAACAUGUUGAGUCUCUUCGCUCACGCACUCAAGUGGUGGAAAUGAUGGAGCAGGAGCUCCAAAGUGCAGAGCUUCAGAAACAGGUAAUGAUACAAGAAAGUGCACACAUGUUCUAGACCCUUUAAUACAAUACAUUCGCUUUGCUAUCUAAUAGGAAUAUGAUUAUUACUAAUUUGUGAAAUCUUUAUUUAAAAUUACUUUAUCUACCAAAAACUCUAUUAUUGAACCGUACUUAAAGGAGCACAUUUAAUAACAAACAUAAAAAGUUUGUGUGUGUGCCAGCCUCCUGCCACCAGACUGUGGGCUUGUUCCUAAGAGUCCCUAAAAAGGACUAUUGUUACUAACGAUAGCGGUAUGGGGGGAUACUUAUUCAGCGACCUUUUGGGGAUCGCCUGGACUAGUCCUACAUCGAGCACCUGACUAAGAGAUACUCUGGAACUAUUUCUUUGAUCAGGACUUUGCUGUGAUCUGGUAAAUUAUUAAUUGGGUACGCUCGGUAACCCCAGAUCACCAAAUAGUAUUUGGAGGGGAGGUGAGGAGGCUUAGAGAAUACAUGGGACUUGAGUUCGCUCCCCUCACUAGAGCCCCAGGAACCCCUUUUGUGAAACCGGGACAUCUGGAACUCCUCGCCAGAGUGGAUAAAAGCUGCGACCCGGUAAAGCUAUUUGGAUAGUGAGGGUGUUUGGUGACAUACUUACCAGGGACAUGUGUUGGUUUUGGGGGGCAUUUUGUGUUGUUCCUCUAGGAAGGUGCGAGCACAGCAGGGAACCUAUUGUGUUGGCUGGGGCUAACUUAAGUUCCUAGAGACCCUGGUAGCGGAGAGGAAGCCAACUAGGCUGAGGUACUUGGCUCCAUCACAAUAUAAUUUCCUUGUUGUGAUUUAGCUUUUAUAAAAAAUAAAUUGAAAUACCAUAAAAGCCAUUGCACCUUCAGCCGGACUGUCAGCAUUUUGGCCAUGUUCUCACUAUUAUGCAAAAAUCCUUUUCUUUUCAGAAUCCCCUGACAGAAAAUGCUGCAGGCAGAAAGACCACAUGUUUUUGAAAAACAUGGGACAGUUGCAAAAUAGUGAGCAUUGGUUCAUGUCUGUAGCUUUGUUGUUCUGUUUGUUUUAACUGUGUUCUGACCAGUUGUAUAGACAAACCCUGUUUCUCAUGGGGCUAUAAUUAUGAAAAAUAUAUUUGUUAUACAGUAAAAUAACCCUAGGUGAUGUAUUAUGAAAAUAUAGAUAUAUAUAGAAUGGGUGCACUUAAACUUUUCAAUUACGAGACAACUACAUAACACUUUCAUUUUUGUUCAAAAGUUGGAUAAUUGUCUCUACCCUUAAAAGGUAAUCUCUAUAGAGGAGUCCUGCUACAAAGAGGUUUGUUUUUGUUUCUGGUAUUUUAAGUAAAAUAUGUAUGUUUGUAUUUAAUUUCCUUAGGUUUUGUCUGAGCAGUAUCGACAGAUGGAGAAGGAGCUGUUAUCUUUGAAAGAUACUCUUGAUGUGGCACAGGAAGAAAAUAUGGCACAGUCUUCCAUCUCUAAGGAGCUACUGAAAGAAAAAGAUCUCAUCUGUCAGAGACUGCAGGAAGAAUUGGAACAAGAACGAACAUCUAAAGAAAAGUUACAAAUAUUGAAAGAAGAGCUUGAAAUGAAACAUGGUUUUUGGGAUGAGUUGAGCCAACUGAAAGAGGACAUUGAGAGAGAAAAGGGUGCACAUGAAGUCUUGGAACAAAUGAAAGAAGAGCUGAUGAGAGUAAAGGGUGCACAGGAUGAGUUACAAAGACUAGACGAUGAGCUGGAGGUAGAAAGGAAUGCUCAUGAGAUGCUUGAACAAGUUAGAGAAAAACUAGAUAGAGUGAAAGGAGCACAAAAAACACUGCAAAGCAUACAAAAUGAGCUAGAGGGUGAAAAAGCUGCUCAGGAGAUGUUAGAACAAGUAAGAGAGGAACUUGAGAGAGUGAAGGGAGCUCAGAAUGAGUUACAAACUAGGAGAGAUGAACUUGAGUGCACAAGAGAAACCCUGAAAAAUCUUGAGGAGCUGGAGAAAGGAAGAAAUGUUCAAGAUGAUUGUGGAAAAAUGAGAGAAGAAUUGGAGAGAGUUAAUGCAGCUAGGAAUGACUUAGAAAUGAUGAGAGAAGAGCUAGAGAGACAAAGCAGUAUUUGGGAAGACCUGGAAAGAGUCCAAAAAGAGCUAGAGAGUGGAAGAGAGGCUGAGGAGAAGUUGAAUCAACUUAAAGAGGAGUUGGAGAGGCAGCAAGCAGCUCAGGCUGAAUUAUUGAAAGUUAAACUUGAAUUAGAGAAAGCCAGAGAAGCUCAGGAAGAGCUGAACUUAAUGAAGGAGGAGCUAGAGAGAUUUUCUGGAGCCAAGGCCGAGCUGGAAAGAGUAAAACAAGACCUUGAUAAAGAGGGUGGUGACCGGGAAGAUAAUGAGGCCGUAAAAGAGAAACCACAAAGUGAAAUGGAGGAUCCGGAUAUCCAGGGAAGAUCUACAUAUAUGCAAGAGGAAGUGAUGGUAAUUGAAGAUGGUCUAGUAGAGAGUGUGGUUGAAGGGGACCUGGAAAAAGCAGCUCAAGAAGAGAUGGCUAAUGAAAAAGAGGACCCGGAAAACCGCUUAAGCCUUUAUCAGCACUCCAGUAGUGUUUCAGAGAUGACAACAGUGUGUGAAGAACUUCAGAUGUCAAGUGAAAAUUCAAAGUUGGAGUCAGGGGAAAGCAUCUCUGGUAAAGAUGUUUCUAUGUGUUAUAGUAUAAUACAAUGUGCUGGCUCAAUCCUCUAAAGCUAAAAUUAUCAAAUAUAUUUACACCCUCAUAUAUCCACACUCCUAGCCAGACCUAAAAUUACUUACUAUUGCAAUCCACCUGCAGAAAUGUUUGCAUGGAAAUGGUGGCAGCACAUGCAGCUGCAUUUCCCCCGCACAAGAAAUCAUAAAAAUAAAAUGUAUUCUAAAUUUGCAAGCAAUUAGCCAGCACAAUGUAUAAAUUAAGUUGCAAUCAUGUAGCACAGGGGUCGCCAACCUACAUUCUGCAGGCCUUAUAAGGCCAGCUCCUUACAAUGCUCAUGCUCACAAAUGCCCAUGAUAACAUCGUGCUCUGGGGGAUCUCACUUGGCAGAGUAGAUACCUGCCUAUCCACACAGCAGGUGCCUACUUAGCUCCCUUGCUACCGGUAAAUUUGAUCUAUGUUCUUACUGAACUCUUCCUGCACAGCUCUCUCGCAUGCCCGUUGGUGAUGCCGGGACGUGACGUCACCACGGUGUCAGCAUCAAUACAAGGCAUGAAUGGGAGUUGAACAGGAAGUACACAUUGAUCUCAGCAGCCCCACUGACCAUCAUGAAGAGGAUUCACUCCAGCUCUUCCAAGCACAGGUUGCAAAGCUGGGUGUAGACCUUUUAACAGAUAAAUAAAAAUGUAGUGCCUGUAUGUGUGCAUGAGUAUGUUUGUGUCCAGUUGAUAGCACCCUAACCUGGUAUUGUUGAAUAUGGCAGUCCCUCUUAAUGAUACCAAAUUAUGGUGCUAUCUACUAAACAGCUGAAAGAGCAAAAGGGCCUUUCUCAAUUUUAAUCUUUCAGCUGCUUAUUAGAUAACUUCUUAAACUGGCACCCUUAUGUGGGAUUGCCAUAUUUAUGUAUACCGAAUUAGAGAGCUGUUUAGCAGAUAACUCUCAUAUUUGGUGUCCUUAAAUAUUGCAAUCCCAUGUAAGCAUAGCAACUUAAUGAGCCAUCUACUUUUACAAUUUUUUUGUUGCAUAGGUGAAAGUGUCCUCCAUCCAUUUACAGACCAGGUAUCAACCCUCAUGUUGGGGGGAGAAAAAGGUUUCCAACGCCUGAUGUUGUACAUGAUUGAAAAGUUAACUCCAUACAAGUGGAGAACAAGAGAAAUGUACCUAUGAUCUCUCUCUCGUUAAUCAUUUAUUUUGCCUAGAAUGCAUGCAGACAGUUAUUUGUAGCCUUUAAAGUUUGCCUUCGUGUAGCAUAUGGUGAGGGUUAACCGGCAGAUGAAAGCUCUGCAGAAAAGUUAUUCAACUGCUGGGACCAAUGAUAAAAUUAUGAAAAAAAUAAAUAAAAAAUCCCACUGUCAUAGUUUUGGUGAGAGAAGAGGGGGUUCUAUGGCACACUGUCCAGAGCUGAAUAUUUCACUGGCUAAUGGUAGAAUGGAAGUUUGUAAGUCUCCAGCACUUUGGUGUUGAACCGUUCGAAAGUGGUUUAAUCUAAUAGGGAAAGAUGGAGCUCAGGAACUACAGCCUCCAGAACAAUUUCAAAAUUAAGUUGUUAUGGUGCCCAGAGUGUUCCUAUAAGAGCCAGAAAGGGGCUUACCUUUCAAUUUCUCUUCCCUUUUCAUAUAUGGCAAAUCUUUUAUGCCUUCUAUCGGAUUGUUAUUGCUAAACUAAGCAUUCCUCUCUGUCCCUUCACCGGUAAUGAGGAAGAAACAUAUCUUAUCUUAUUGUAUGACAGUCAUGGUGUUAAUGAGAUUUAUAUGGUCUUUCUGUUUCAGUGUCAGAUAUCUCGUAUAUCUUGUCCUCUGCUGAGAGUCACCAGGACUUUACAGAAGGACAUUCUGUGCAGGUAAGGAUAGAUGUGCAGAAUGAAUCUUUGUUGAAUGCCCAAUGCAGUCUUCUUAUUUUUAAAGUGAUUAUAAAUCAGAGUUUAAAGUAACUGCAAGGUUUAUAGACUUUGCUCUUAUGUCACCUUUACAGUUAUUUGGCUAGUUCUACAAGGUGUGGAUUGUGUGAAAUGUGGUAAGAGUACCCUGACGCUAUUUCUCGGAAAUUGGGCUAACUAUUCUACAACAGUUUGCCAUCUUACCUGGUCUUGCUGGGCACCAAGGUCCAAUGAUGGUGGCUGAACCGCAUAAAGCUUCUGUUGGACUGUAGCAGCCAAUUGAUAGUCCUAGAGCUCAUUCUUUGACAUUGUGUGCAUAUUAAUAUGCACUCUUGUUCUGAGCUACCUAAUGAUGCUGCCGGGUGUGCAGUUAUAUCUCCACAUCUGGGGUUAAACUCAGUAGGUGCAGCGGUUCCAUGUACCAUGACCACCUUAAAUCACAAACGUGGUCAUGGUACUUGAAGUAACCCUAAAGGAAUGUAGUUUAAGCCUUUUUUUUUUUUUUUUUUUAUAAAUCCUCCGUCAGAACAUACUGGAUGUUGAAUUUGCCCUUACUGAGAAGUUUGACAAGGGAACUUUUAUCAACACAUUGAAGGGGUCAAACAAGUCUUCUUGAAUCAUGAUCACGAACAUAAGCUGUAUAGUUCUUAUAGUGUUCCUAGUGACUCUUCAAUUGAUCAUACAUUUGCACUACUACCUGCACAUACAAUACUCACAAAUGGAAAAGCCUAUGAUAAAAUUUCAUUUAAAGGACCACUCUAGGCACUCAGACCACUUCAGCUUAAUGAAGUGGUCUGGGUGCCAGGUCCAGCUAGGGUUAACCCAUUUUUUUUAUAAACAUAGCAGUUUCAGAGAAAUUGCUAUAAUUAUGAAUGGGUUAAGCCUUCCCCCUAAUCCUCUAGUGGCUGUCUCAUUGACAGCCACGAGAGGUGCUUGCGUGCUUCUCACUGUGAUUUUCACAGUGAGAGCACGCAAGCGUCCAUAGGAAAGCAUUGUAAAUGCUUUCCUAUGCGACGGGCUGAAUGCGCGCGCAGCUCUUGCCGCGCGUGCGCAUUCAGCCGACGGGGAGGAGGAUCGGAGGAGGAGAGCUCCCCGCCCAGCGCUGGAAAAAGGUAAGUUAUUACCCCUUUUCCCCUUCCAGAGCCGGGCGGGAGGGGGACCCUGAGGGUGGGGGCACCCUCAGGGCACUAUAGUGCCAGGAAAACGAGUAUGUUUUCCUGGCACUAUAGUGGUCCUUUUAGAGUUGAUCCCUGUUGGCUUUGAAGUAAAAUAUUGCUGCAUAUUACACUGUAAUAGCACAAGUAACUGUUAAGUGGAGUCUUUAAAUUGUUUAUUUUUUAAAUAAACUUAUCCACACUUUUUUUUUAAUUUAUUUAAAUUUUGUCUGUUGAAACCCAGACUCUCUUCUCUGCUCUAUCCUUUUAUAAAUGUAGGUUAAGUUUUUUUUUAUUAAAUUAUAGUACUGAAGUUUUGGAGACUCAUGUUAUUAACAUUGAUUUUUCUACUGAUGUUAUCUACCUGCGCAACUUAUGUGUAUGGGUUGUUGUAACUGUGUCAUCUGAUUAUAAAUCUUUUGCUGUAGGUGCUGCAGUCUUACAUCACUAAAGAUAUUGCGGUAACAAUGGAAGGCAUGAAGGAGAAGCAACUGUCCAUUCUUAUGGUGGAUAUCAAUGAUGCCCAGGAGGAGAUACAGAAGUUAAAAGACCAAAUGACUGAAGAAAGGGAGUCAAAUAACGAUGAAAGAUCAGCUCUGACAGCAGAGGAAAAUAACAGUGUAUUCACUGAAAUAAUUCAAGAAGCAAGUUCUACUAGAAUCUGGAAAGAGCAAACAGAGUUCCACAAGGAAGAAGAAUACAGUACAAUUAGUACAUCGUUGCAAUUUUCUCACAGUGAUCAAUCUGCAGUGAUUACCUGUAUCAGCGAGUCAGAAGCAGAUGUGGCAAUCAAUGGGGUCCAGGAGCAUGAGACAUCUGAUAGCAAAUAUGACGUCUCAACAUCACAGUGUGCUGCAUGUAAAGGUUUUAACAGAGAUUCUGAGAUUCUUUUGUUGCAAAAUAUGGUGGCGGAUCUCAAAAUUCAAGUGACCGCUCUUGCUUCUGAAAAAGAAGUCUUGGCCAUAAAACUCCAAAAUCAAAUGCAUGAGCCUGAAUUUGCAGAGGGACAAAUUGGCACUGGAAGAGAUCUAAAAGACAUAGAGGAACUUCAGAUGACCAACUAUGAGAGUCAGAACAUUCUGAAGGAACAAUUAAACAGCUUAGAAAAUGAAUCCAAAUCUAAAGACUUGAAAAUUGCUGCCCUGCAAAAGGACCUGGAUCACCUUAAUUUAAUCCUCUCUGAGCAAGAAUCACUCUCACGAAUGCAGAGCAAACAACUUAAUGAGGAAGCAAGCCAAGUGGAGAAAAUGCAGGAAAUCCUGAGCCAUAGCCAGAGUAAAGAGGAGAGACUUUCUGAGGUGCUUGCUGCUAAUGAAUGUGAAAUUGUUUCACUUAGAGAAUUGCUUUCCCAGAAAAGCACACAGAUUGAAACUUUGCAAUUGUCUGUACAAGAGAAAGAUCAGCAGGUGGCAGAGAUAAGCCAUAGCUUUUCUGAUAAGAUGGUUCUCCUAAAUGAAGAAAAGUACACCAUGGAUAAAGAAAUUAAGGCCCUAAAGGCACAACUGAAUUCAUCUAAUAGGGAGCAAAAUGAAGAAAUGAAAGAAUUGUCAGAGGCAGUAAGAAAAGAAAAUACAGAAAUGCGUAUUCAGCUGGAAACCAUUCUUAAGGAGAAAUAUCAACUGCAGGAAACCCUGGAGUUAAUGCAGAAAGAGGAACGGGAACUUAAUGGACGCAUAGAAGUUCUACAACACACUAACAUUCAGGACCAAGAAACCCUGAAAUCCGUUCAAGAAGACAGAGAUAUGUUGGAGACUCAAGUGCAAGCACAUUUGCAGAAGGUAAACGAGCACGAAGAGUUAUUAAUUGAGAUGGAAGCACUUAGACAUGCUCAUCUGCUACAGCAAGAGAUGGUGCAAGCACAACAGAAAACUCAAGAGGAACUGCAGGAUCAACUUCUUGUACUGACAGAGAAACAACGACACAGCCUGGAAGAUUUACAGCAUUUGCAGGAAGAGAAAAGCGAAUUGGAGUCUCAGCUGAAAUUCUACCUCAGUCAGCCACUGGAAGAAGAAAAGAAAGAUGGCUCCAAUGAGGCCAGUGAGCUGCAACAAAAGCUGGAACAUCAAAGGAAAGACAAUGAGCACCUUAAGAAGAAGCUUCAGGCUGCACUAGUCAAUAGAAAGGAACUGAUGAAGAAAGUGUCAGAAUUGGAGAAAGCUUUGGCGAAAGAUGGGGAGCCUUUGUCCUCUUGUGAUAACAGUGAUGCUGAUGUUUUAGAUAUCCCAAAGACACAAGAGCAAAAGAUGGCUGAAGAGUUUCUGAAACAGCAACUUUCUGACAGAGAAUCGGAACUGGAGAAUGCAAAAAAGGAACUGGUUGAAAAAACUGCAGCUUCAGAGUUGCUUCAGUCACGCAUAGAUAAAUUGACUGUAGAACUGAAUGAGAAGAACAAAACAAUAGAGUUUCUAAAUGUAGACAAGAUGGGAAAUCUGUCUGUGACUGCAUCACCAUCUCCACAUCCAGAGAAUACUGAUCUUAAUGCAUCCAUUAACCAAGAACAUGAAUCUAAUGCCAGAGUUGCUCUAGAGAAUAGAAUAGCUAAUCUAGAGCAAGAAAAGGAGAUUCUUCAGAAGAAGAUUCAAGAUACACUAAACUCCCGCAGAGACACAAUUAAAAAAGCGCAAGAAAAAGAUAGACACCAUCGUGAACAACUUAAGCAACAGAAAGAUGAGUUUAACUUAUUACAGGAAAAGUAUGAAGUACUACAGAAAAAUCAAAAUGCUCAGUUAGGACAGUUAGGAUUUGACCAAGAAAGCGAAGCACAUACUGUGAGCCAGUAUACAUCAGGAGAGCCAGACAAAGUCCAUACCUCAAAUAAAGAAUCGGAAAUGCAGUUUCAACAUACUGCCUUUUCAGAGAAAAAUGCUCAGGACUCUGGUUGGGACAAUGAUUGGGUGGAGUUUUCUACUGCUGAAGUUACAGAUAAUCUUGUUGAUGGAACGCCAAACACAGAACCCACUCUGGAAAGCUAUAAAACACAACUAAAUAUCUUCAAAACCCAGAAGGAUGAACUUGAAUUAAGAACUACACAAAUUGAAGAACAACUUUCCCAGCGCUUGGAAGAAGUUGCACAUCUAAAAGAUACUGUAGAACAAUUAACAAGGCAGUUAGAUCGAGAGAAAGAAACCAAUCAUGAGUCCAAUACACAAGCUGCUAUUUUGAAAGCAGAACUUGAAAACAAACUCCAAGAGACCAUCCAUCAUCUAGAAUCAGAAAUCAUGCAUAUUAGGGAAGAAUUAAAUACUAGGUAUGAGGAAAUUACAAAUCUUAAUAUAACACUAGAGGAAAACAAGGAAGAUCUACAGAAUGUUCAAACCUCUUUGUUGGAGAAAGAUAAUUUGAUCAUAGCUCUCAAAGUGCAGCUUGAAAAUCAGACUAAAGAAUUUAAAGACCAUAGCAGCAGGCUUGAAAUGCAGGUUUUAGAAGUACAGCAGAAGCAAGAUGAGGACAUUGAGGAAGAAUCAAAGGGCAAACAGCAACUUCAGAGAAAACUUCAGGCUGCUCUAAUUUCCAGAAAGGAGGCACUCAAAGAAAAUAAAAUGCUGAAAUCCCAGCUGGAGACAGUGACAACAAAUAACGAGGAACUCUUGAAGAAUUUGCGCACAGCAGAGAGUUUAUUGGAACAACAAAGUACAGAAAAAGAUAAAUUGCUUGAGAGAUUAUCAAACCAGAAGGGAGAACGAGACAAACUGAUUGCUGAAGUUGACAAGUGUUUAAUGGAAAAUCAAAACCUAGCAGCUUCAUGUGAAAGUCUCAAACUUGCUCUGGCUGGCGUUACGACAGAUAAAGAGUCCUUAGAAAAAGAGUUUGAAUCAAUGAGACUAUUAGAAACUUUACAGAGUUCAGAGUGGCAGGAAAAGCUGUCUGAGCUACAGAAAGAAUAUGAGACACUGCUACAGUCCUAUGAGAAUGUUAGUGAUGAGACUGAUAAGAUGAAAAGAGUUUUGGAAGCAGUAAAGUUGGAGAAGCAAGAAGUCUUUGGUAAGCUAAAAAGCAUGGAGGCAGCAAAGCGUGAUGUUGAGGCACACGUAGAAGAGUUGGAACAGGAAUUGGAAGGCAUGAAGGAAAAGAUGAGAAAGUUUGCCAAAUCAAAGCAGCAAAAAAUCCUUGAGCUAGAAGAAGAGAAUGAAAGACUUAGAGGAGAACUGCAGCCUGUCAGUGAAGGCCAGAAGAGGCGGUUUGACAAAGCCCAAUCAGAAAAUGCAGAGCUGAAGACAGAACUGGAUAGAGUUCACGCUGAAACUCUGGAUCUUACAGUUCAGCUGGAACUGGUCAAGUCUGAAAAAGCUUCUUUGGAGCAACAAGCUGAACACCUAAAGCUUCAGUUGGAAAGUGUUGAGUUGAAAUUGCAGAAAACUCUGGAAGAUUCAAAAUCUGUUUCCAUCCAAAAGGAAAUAUUUGUACAGGAAACAGCAUCCUGCCAACCAGAUAAUUUAACAGAAGAGCAAGCUGCAGAAACAUCUGCUGACAAGGGCACACACUUGGAGAUAAGCCAAAAAAAUGAAAAGUUACAGAAUGCAUGUCAACUGGAAGGUCUCAUGGCAGAUCUGGAGAACAAAUCCAAGAAAAAUGAAGAAACAAUUGAGACAAUGAGAGAAGAAAUCACUGUAUUAAAGACAGAAAAGAUAAAUGUCGAAAGGCAAUUGACAGUUACCCAAGAUCAGCUGAGCAUGCUGCAGGAACAAAUAAUAGAGCUGGAAAAUAAAAAUCAGACAGCAAGAGAAGAGAUGAUAGAGCUGCAAAGUAAACAUGAGAGAGCCACCAGUGAUGUUGAAGAAGUAAUGAGGCAAAAGCAGAUGCUGGAGUUGGAGAAAGAUGAAUUAGAAGAGCGUCUGAUGAAUCAACUUGCUGAGCUCAAUGGAAGUAUUGGAAACUACCAACAGGAUGCCAUGGAUUUACAGAUACGAAAUGAUAACUUGCAGAGAGAGUUGCAGGAUGUUAGGUUCCAACUGGAAGAGGAAAAGAGGCAGCUGGAGAGACAGAAAGCAGAAGCACUGUCACAAGUACAGAAAGAAUAUGUAGAGAAAUUAAAAUCUGUGCAUGAUGGAGAGAAAGGCAGAAAGAGUCAAACAAAAGAACUCCAAGAAUUGCUCAAGGAGAAACAACAGGAAGUCCGGCACCUACAGAAAGAGUGUAUACAGUACCAAGAGACCAUCAGUGGACUAGAAAGGGCAAUUAAGGCCCUGGAGUUUGUCCAUAGUGAAUCUGAAAAGGAAAAACUGGCAUCUACUGAAAAAUUAACAAAGGCCUUGGACGAUACAAGACAGGCAAAAACAGAUGUAAAAUCACUCCGUAUCUUGCUAGAUGACAGCCAGAGUGAGACUGCAAGAAUAGCAGCCGAGAAUCUUAAACUAAAGGAAAGUCUUCAAGCAGCAGGGGAGGAGACUGUUUUAAAACUCAAAAGGAAAGAGGAGGAUCUGGAAGCAAGAUUGGAACAGGAGAGGGAUAAACAUAUGAAAGAGAUGAAGAAUGUACAAGAGAAACUGGACUUGAUGCAUCUUGAGAAAGAAAAGUUACAGGGCUCCAUCAGCAGCCUGCAGCAUGAUCUUGAUGGGAAGAGCGUGGAGUUGAAGGAGAAGCAAGAUAACUUGAACCAAAACAUUGCAAAGCUUGCAGCCUUUACCCGUAGCAUGUGUUCAUUGCAAAAUGACAGAGACCGCAUCAUAGAAGAGUCCAAGAAAUGGAAUAAAACAUUCGAUGACACCAUGCAGAAAAAAGAUGAUGAAAUCACUGAGAAGGAGAAGACUUGCGUGUUCCUUAACACUGAACUGAAGCAAGUUACAGCAAAGGUUGAGGAGCUUCAAGUCGUAUUAGCCAGGUAAAACAACUCCCUAUCUCAAGCCUGUUUCUUUUUUGAAAUAGCGUGUUGCCUCUAUCUGCAUUAAGUACCAAUCCAAGAACAAGGUGAAAUACAUCCUUCAAACAGUCAGAGCUCUGCAUAUUGCAUUGGCUUGGUUUACAGAAGUAUCUUUAUUCAUUCAUUAAAGGGACACUCCAUUGCGGGUGCCCUCUCCCUCCCACCUCUCAUCCCCGGUUGCUGAAGGGGUGAAAACUCACUUACCUGAGACCCCGCUGAUGUCCUUCGGCGGUGGUUUCUGCUCGCCGCUGCUCCUCCCAGUCAUUACGUCAGCCGGUGGGCGAGACUGAUCCCGUCCGCUGGCUGAGGAGACCUAAUGCGCAUGCGCGCAUUAGAGCUCUCCAUAGGAAAGCAUUUAAAAUACUUUUCAGUGCUUCCCUAUGGGGAAUUGAGCGACGUUGGAGGUCCUCACACAGCGUGAGAACAUCCAGUGACACUCUAGCACAGAAAACCUGUGCUAUGGACACGGAAGUGCCCUCUAGUGGCUGUCUUGUAGACAGCCACUAGAGGUGGAGUUAACCCUGCAAGGUAAUUAUUGCAGUUUAUAAAAAAACUGCAAUAAUUACAGUUGCAGGGUUAAGGGUAGUGGGAGUAGGCAUCCAGACUACUCCAAUGGGCAGAAGUAGUCUGGGUGCCUGGAGUGUCCCUUUAAGAGAGAAUUUCAAGUGAACUUCAAUUUAAGGCCAAAAUGAAAGCAUAAUUAAUUGAGAAUUUUUUUUAGGUUCAACUAUUUCGACCUGAAAUUUUAAAUUCACUUUGAAUAUCCCUGUAUAUCUGUAGCUAUAGGUCCAUCUGCCCAAACUACAUUAACAUGUGAGAGGCUGUGGUUUUUCUGAUCUUUAUAAGAUCUUGUACGUAUCUGGGAAUCACUAACAAUAGCAACGGUCCUUUUAGCUGUCAAUAAUUUGUUGCUAAAUCAUUGUGAUGCAUAGAAACAAACUCCUAGUAGGGUAUAAUUUGGCCGAUAGAUGUAAUUGUCUAUAGAACCUUAUUGGGUGUGGAGUCUUCAUGGCAAAGGGUUCGGCUAAGUAUCAAAGGGUUACAGAAACAAGGUGUAGCUUAGAUAGCACAAGUUAAAAGACAUGGGUUCAAAGGCACGUGCAUUGGGUUGGGCUGACUGUACUUAUCUAUACUGCGCAAUAAAAUAUUAGCUCAUAAAUGCUGUACGCAAGAAAUAUAGAUUUAAAAAAAUUUCCAACAGCAUUAUAAUUCUUUGUUUCCCACUAAGGUAUGAAAGAGGAUAAAUUUGGUCUGUCCUUUUUGUUUUGGAGGUAGAAUGCAUGCGUAACAAUCUCUGGACAAUGCCAGUCAGCAUUUAUUCGUAGAGAUGCAUCGGCUCUAUGCAUCUUUGUGGAGCUUUCAAUGUAUUCUUGCAGGGCAUGAAGAUGCUUAAUGAAUUUAGUAGAUUCACUAUGAUUUAGACAGUUUGUGGUCCCCUUUGCAUGGGAUGCCCCUAACUUCCACUAUUUGGGUAAAAAUGUAGUGUUUCAUUCUUUCUCCCAUUGGAGCAUAUUGUGUUUAAUGGGUCUAGAGAAGUCUGUCAAAAUAGAAUAACACAAUGACAAAGGUUUGUGCACUUAGUAUCAAGACAUAUUAGCCCAAAUAUAUCAAGCUUUGUAGUAUCUAAUGAAAAAACUAAAUCCUUCCUCAAAAUAUUUGUCAGUCUCCUGUAGAUAAAAUGUUCUUCCGAGAGGAGAUUAAAACAACUUUGCAGGUCAAGAAAAUAACUCCCUCUACCUUUUGUGAUACCAGCUCUGAUCCAUGUAUUUAAUGUUAUGUCGGAUUUGUAAUGUCGCAAGCUAUUCAAGGGCGUUACUAUCAAUGGACUGUUGGGCUUGAUUAACUUGUGAGCGCAUUCAUGCCACAGUAGUAAAUUUGAAUCUACUAUAAAUUUGAGCAGAUAUGGGUCCUUUGGCAUAUGCUUCAUGUAUAAUAUAUGAUGGUGUCUAUUAUAAAGAUGGUUUUGGAAGAUGCAAUCCUUUUAACUUUGUCUGUGUAUUGCACAUGCUUGUUUACUAUUCUGUUUUAUGUUCAUCCUGAAUACUGUCUUCUGUGUGAACUUCGUGUUCUAUAAAAAACUAUUAAUAAAAAUUGAAACACUGGGAAAAAAAUAACUAGUGUUCAGUUUUACCUCCGUCAGUUAUGUUUUGGUCAUAAGGUCCAUAAUCAAAUUACUCUUGAUCAAAUUUUCCAUUAUCCAUUCUACUACGUUUCUAAUGCUUCUGUCAUCUUUUUAUUUUAGACUAGAGGUGCAAAAUCAGGAGCUCUCUGCAACUCUGAAAACUGAAACCGAGGCCAGUCUGAAAACACGAGAUGCUUUAUUUGAGGAGAAGGCCAUACUUUCUUCUUGUCUAGAAGAGGAGCAAAAGCUCCACACUGCCUGCCAGGAAGAGCUUAAAUUGCGGAAUUCUGAGGCUACAGAGAGGCUUAAUCAUCUGCAGGCUGUGGAGCUUGAACUGAAGCGUCUUGAAGCUGAAAGGGAAGAUCUUGAUGGAGCACUGAAGACAUCAGAGACAGAGGUCCAAGACUGGAAGCUGCGCUGUGAGCAGAUUCAGUGCGACUUGCAAGCAUCUAAAACUCUGACAGAGCAGUUGCACCGUGAACUGGAACAGAAAGAGCAGGACGUAGUUAGACUGCUCAGUGCGCGAGAUGAAGCAGUGAGCACAGCUGUUGGGGAACUACAUGAAUUACAUGCUGCUGAGAGCAGAGCACUGGAAGAAAGGCUGGUAGAGGGAGAGAAAGAGCGCAGACAAUUGCAAGAGAGAUUAGAAUCCAUCACUUCCCAACUACAUUCCACUAAGGAGGAAGACAGCCAAAGUAAAGCUCAGCUGGAGGCAAUCUCAAAGUCCAUGUGCUCGCUCCAAGAAGAACGGGAACGCUUAUUGAGUGACUACCAACAGUUAGAGCAGCGACACAUUGAUGCUAUCCUUGCCAAGGAUGGGUUGAUCCAGGAAGCUGCACGAGAGAGCAAUGAGCUGCGAGAAGAGUUAAGAUUUCAGAGGAGUCACACUGAUGACCUAAAUGCACAGAAUGCCAAGUUAAAUGCAGAGCUGACUCGCUACCGGGAAGAUUUGAAGGAACUUAUUUCACUGAAAGAUUCACAGUUGAAACAGCUCUUGGGAGAAAAGUUGCAAGAAAUAGAGCGGAUGCACCAUGAGCAGAAUAUCCAAGAACAGCAGUGGAAGCAAGACAAAGACCACAUGGAGUCACUUAAGAAGGAACUGGAAGAAGUCCUGCUGGAGAAACAAAGAAUGCAGCAUGAGAUUGAAACCUUGACUCUCUCGGUGUCACAGCUACAGAGUGAAAUAGAUGCAAGCAAGCUCCGACUUCUAGAACAGGAGCAAGAGAUACAGAGACAGCAAGAAGAGUUGUCACAAUUGUUAAAAGAAUCUGCUGAUUUAAAAGAAGAGAACUCUCGGGUUAAGGCAGAAGCUGAACAAAGAAUACAGAGUGCAGAAAUGGAGCUGGAUAAGAAACUGAAAGGUAUCCAACAUGAUACGGGUAUUUUGCGCAAUGAGACAGAAACUGCUGAGGAGAGAGUGGCAGAACUUGCCAGGGAUCUUAUUGAAACUGAGCAGCACCUUCUGAAUGUGAAAGAAGAGAACUCUGCUCUUACAGCACAACUCCAUGCAUUUGAAGGCUCCAUGAGGUCUCUGCAAGACAGUCAUGACUUUGCACAGGAGGAAAUUCAGAGACUGCGCGACCAGAUUAAGGAGAUGCCAAUCCCUCAGGAAGAUCUCAGCACUGUGAUAGCAGAGAGGGAUACAUUAAAAGACCUAGUAUCACAGAGUAGAGAAGAGCAGCAACAAAUGCAAAUGCAGCUGGAGGAGCAAGCACACAUAAUACAAAUUAGAGAAGCCGAGGUCAUCAGAAUGACUUCUGAACUUCAGUCUUCACAAAGUAAUCUUCAAGCACUAUCCAAAGCCAUGGGAAGUCUACAAGAAGAACAUGGGCAUCUAAAAGAACAUAUCCAGAGACCGUAUAUGGAGGUGGAAAGGACAUUACAGAGCCCAGACAUCAGGGAUAGGAAGGUGUGUAGCAAUGUAGUUUAGAUGGUAUAAGAUGUAUGCUGUAAGUUCUGUGACAUGAUAUUUUUUUUUUUUUUCCCUCUCAGGAAUCUAAUCCUGCUGGAAAAGAUCCCCUACAUGCAGAGCUACAAAGUAUUAAGGAAGAAUUGCAGCAGCUACACAGUCAGCUUACCGAUGCGCUUGCACAAGUGCACCACAAAGAGCUGAGAAUACACCAGCUCAAUGGCAAGGUGAGAAAGCACAAUUUGAGGGAAGAAAACAAAAACCUUUUGCUUUCCAAAAAGACACUUGUAUAGCAGAACAUUUGCUUCUGAACGUAUUCAUUCAUGAUAGGUUUUUGUUUUGGCUUUGUUCAACCUUAAAGGUUGAAUUUAACCCUUUAAGGAUGGAGGCAAUUAUCCAAGUUCUGAACCAAAACAAAACCUUGAAUUUGAGCUCUAGGUUUGUUUCACAGUAAUUUUAAGAGUUUCUCUUCAAGUUCCACCAUACAUAAAAUAUAUCUUUUUUUAUUAUUAUUAAUUUUUUUAUUUUUUUUUAAAGACAGAAGGGACUUUCAUUUUUUGUUUAUAAUAAUUGUACACAUAAUUUUUACACAUCCAGUGCAAUUAAUUUAAAAAAAACUCAACAUAGAUCAGGCAUGAUUUAACCCUGCUCAAACCAACUCCGUAGGCUGUUACAUGCUGUUUUAAAGAUAUUUUAAGCUCACUCUGUGUAGGUUGGCAUAGAAUGUCCUAACAUCCUUAAGAGUCUAAACAUCUUCUCAUUUACUUUUCAGGAGACAGAUUAAACAUUAUCUUCAUGUUGGGGGCUUUGUGUUUGUUGUCUAGAAUGUGAUAUUCUUGUGCUUUAAGGUUGUUGUUUAUGAUUGUAGCUUUGUUUCAUGUUCUUUUUGUGACUUAUCGUGUCUUCCAUUUCUGCCUGUUUUAGCUCUCUCAUAUAUUUGAGGAGAAGAAUGCUUUGUCUCUGCAGCUAAGAGGGAGCAGUCAGAAUCUUAGAGAUGCUCUCAACCGAAAUGCUUCCCUCGAGAGACAGUUACAGGAACUCCAACCUAUGACUCAGGUGACAAAAGAUUUGUGAAAUUGUUAACAAAGGGCUUAGAGGACCCUAAAAUAUUUGUAAUUGGUUUUUUUUGUUUUCUUUUUAAAGAUUACUGCAAGAUGAAGAUUAUUGCAGAGUAGUCAGCCACCUCAUAAAGUAAACCUGCCAUAGUCCUCUGGAAGACAUUGGUCCUCAUAUAGACUCUAUAACUUGGUGGAACAAAUAGAUGUAGCAAACCACUAAUAGAAUGAGCUAGUGUGGAAAUAGAUGGGUACAGAAAGAAGAGAAAUCUGAUGUUGCUAUACUUUAAUUUUAUGUGACUCCAUUGUGUUACAGGAAGUAUUGCAGAGUAAUUCUUCUGCUGCAGUUUCACAUGAAAAAAUGGAAUACCAAACAAGAGGAGAUAGGCAAAUAAUGGAGUUACAGCAAAGGUGAGAUUAUUUUUUUUUUUUAUUAUAAUGGCAUUAAAAUUAAAUGACACCAUCUUAAAGGCUGACUGAUAUUUCAGGUUGUCUAAUAAAAUUUUAAUUUUUUUAAAAACUCCUAAAAUACUGUAUCCCUGGUCACUUCAUUUGUUUUCAGUUCUCAAGGCAUACAUUACACACCUGUUGGAGUAGACUUUUCAGAGUUUGUAAACCUCUUAAGGUCCAAUAACUGGGUUUACAAUUUCAGCCAUAUUUAAUGGCUAUUUGCCACUGCACAUCUGGCGGGUCUGUAGUAAACUCACUAGGGCUAUAUAUCGUCACUCACAAAUAGCUAUUUGAGAAUAGAAGUAGAAAUUUUGAUCCCUUCAAUUAUUCUGUGCUAUAAAAUGAUUUCCUUGAGUGUUUCUUUUUGAUUAGAACAUACCGUGUUUUCGGGGGCCCUUAUUCAUUUUUUUUUUUUUUUAGCAGUUUUGUUGGCCAUAGUACUGCCUGCCAUAAGCAGUCUUAUUGGUUUGUGGAGGAUUAUUUUUCUAUAUUUUUUUUUUUUUUUGUCAGUUUGUGUUUUCAUUUAGGAAGAGAUGGGAGGUGGUUAAUUUGAUCUAUGUUUUUUGUCGUUUGUUUUUAUUACUUUCAUCGUAUUACAACUGAUGUGACCACACGUUGACCGCAGUCAUGUAGAAUACAGCAUUCUAAAAAUGGCAAAAACUCGUGCUAGUGAGUAGUGGAAACUUUCAAAGUAUCUAAAAAGUGAUAAAAGUUGAGCAAACCUCAAUGGACUGUGCUUGCUGGAGCUGCAGGUUCUAACACAAUGUGGGGGGAGGGAUUUUUUUAAAAUAAUUUUUUUUUGUAUCAGGUGGAUUCUUGUUCAGAUGAAUAUAUCGGUAAAAAACAUUGUUUAAUUCAAGUGGUCAAAAAUAGCUGUAUUUGUUUUUUUUUGUUUUUUUAUUAUAAUUGUAUAUUUUGCUUCCUAAGCAGCAGUAGCAUUCUCAAGAGUUGCACUUUCAUUUGGUUAUAAAUAAUGCAAUGUAUCCAAUACGUUCCUCUUUUUAUUGACUGGAAAGUAACCAAAAAAAGUCAAGUAAUUCUAUAGCAAAUCUUUAUUACUGCACAUAUAAUUUACGAAGUUAAGUGUUUUGCUUAUGAAAAUGUUUUGUUUUUUUUUCGUUUUUUCAUUUAUUAUACUCCUUUGAUACUUCAUGCCUGCAAGUCAUUCUACCUGUGUGUUUCAUGAAAACCUAGAGCUUGAUUCUAUUGUAUAGAUUGCAUAGAUGUAAGGGAGCCACCAGUGGACCCACCAUUUAUCCGCAUUUCAUUUCAUGAAUUGCUGUUUACACUUUGCAUAAAUUGCAACAAAAGUCCCUGGCAUCAUAAUCACUACAUUGCCCAGCAGUUUUUAUGGUGCCAGAUAUCCUGUAGUCAAACCUGGAGCCUGUCGGCUGCCUCUCUCCAACUCCAUUACUUCCAACAGAGUCAGAAUCAGUCGGCUGAAACUUUAGCUCCGAAGCACUUGGCUAGGCUCCUAAAGAGGAGUUCUGUUUCAAGUAGGAGGUUGAGUGGUGCCCAGUGGACCCAGAUAAGUAGUUAAACUAUCUUGAAACCGGUUGACUGCUUACACUGAGGGGGUAGGAAUACCGGGGCACAGUGUGUUGCAGUGACUACAGUGCUUGUAGGGCUUCUUUUAAGCAUUUGAUUAAAAAGGUUGUAUCUAAUAUACAUUUUUUUUUUUAAAUGUGCAUUCCUGAUGUUGAAGAGUCUGUAAUAGUUUGACUUUCUGUCUGGACUGCCUCUCUUAUUUUGAUGUGGGGACUUUGUUGCAUAGAGCAAAAGAUGAUGGUACUGAGCGUUUGAUUCCGUGACCCCCUAGGUAUCUAGAAAUGGAACAGAUGAACAGUGAGGCAGAACACACUAGGAUGGAGCUGGAACAGCAGUUAAGAGAGGAGCGCCGAAGAGCAGAGGAACGAGAGCAAGAGCUAGAGAACAUGAAACGGUAAUUAUAGACUGGGAUUAACCAUGCCCGAUAUUGACAAGGGAAAUGCUCAUUUAGGCUUAAAUAGUGUAACCGAUCCCCUGUACUCCGGCUGAAUAGGGUAGAGUCUCCCUAGUCUCGCAGAGUGAAAGUGAAUAUAGCCUUUGCAUCCCCAAAUAUCAGCCAAGACUGUAUGAAGGGUACAUCAACUGGUUUUAUUCAGGAAAGCCUACAGGUAUUUAUACACAGACCCCCAGCAUGGGGUCUCCAUUCAUUCUGUCAUAAGCCCGCCCAGGUGUCUGUGUCUGGGGAGUAAUUGAGUUAGACCUUGGUAAAUCAAUUAUCUCUUGGACACAGAGGACACAACAGAAAAUACCACAAGCAUAAAACAACAACAUACCCAUACAAGUUAUACCUUCCUUGAAAUAUGGGAUACGAGCGCCCAUCCUGUGAAAAUAGAGCUCGGAUCCACAGAAAAUUGUCCAGUUGCCACCUGCUUAACUUUGGACCAAACACUUUUAACAUCUUGGCCGAAAAGAGUUCCAUGCAGCCGGUGCCAUGUUGCGGUCUUUUACCUGGGACUCCAGCUGGUUGGAAAAAGGGAGCACCCUCCUUCUCACAGGAAGCGAUUGUGCAGGAGUUAGGUGUAAAGUGCGCAUUCCUAGCUCUUUGGGAAAGGAAUUAAAACAGGGUAUUGAACUGACAGAUGUGAGGCACUGGCUUUUAGCUGGGCUGGAGUUCCAGAGGGAUUGUUCGUAACUCCUGCUGGCCUAAAAGUGUUUGCUGGUAGGGAAACUUGUGAGAAAAGGUAUACCGGGGAGGGAACGAGAGUGAUCAUUGCUAUUUGUAGUAAACUAUGCCUAAAAGACAAUGUUUUUUUUUAGGGUUUGUUUGUCUUUGAAUUUUUGGUUCCAGUUAAUUUAAGCAAUAAAUAGUAAACCUCAAGGCAUGUUAAUAUACUCAGCCUAUCAUUACAGCCAGGUUAGUCUGAAUUUCUAUUGAUUGCAUUAAAGAGUAAAUUCUCCAUUAUUAAAGGACCACUAUAGUGCCAGGAAAACAUACUCGUUUUCCUGGAACUAUAGUGCCCUGAGGGUGCCCCCACCCUCAGGGUCCCCCUCCCGCCCGGCUCUGGAAGGGGGAAAGGGGUAAAAACUUACCUUUUUCCAGCGCUGGGCAGGGAGCUCUCCUCCUCCGAUCCUCCUCUUCUCCUCCCUUGCGGCUGAAUGCGCACGCGCGGCAAGAGCUGCGCGCGCAUUCAGCCGGUCACAUACGAAUGCUUUCCUAAUGCUUUCCUAUGGACGCUGGCGUGCUCUCACUGUGAAAAUCACAGUGAGAAGCACGCAAGCGCCUCUAGCGGCUGUCAAUGAGACAGCCGCUAGAGGAAAUAGGGGAAGGCUUAACCCAUUCAUAAACAUAGCAGUUUCUCUGAAACUGCUAUGUUUAUGAAAAAAUGGGUUAACCCUAGCUGGACCAGGCACCCAGACCACCUCAUUAAGCUGAAGUGGUCUGGGUGCCUAGAGUGGUCCUUUAAGGACAAGCCCCAGAUUCAUUGAAACCAAUCCAUGAGAGUUUGAUGAACCGCUGUGGGAUGGAACCCAUAGCGUCUUUGUACCAUAACCACUACAUUGAGAUGUAGUAGUUAGAGUGCUUCUGGUACUCCUUUUAAAGGAACACUAUAGCAAUAGGAAUGCAUGUUUCUAGCGUUGGUGUCUUACCACCUAUGUAGGUUACAGUUCGUGGCGUGCUGGUCUCCGUGCUGGCACUCCACCUCCCUGGUUGAGGUAAUCACUCUAUGAUCUCAGCCAAUCCUGUGCAUCCCCAUAGGGAAGUAUUGGAAGACUAGUGUGCAUGCGCAGCAAAACGUCCUGCUGUGCCAAUCAAAUACUCUCCGUGAGAGUUAUUUGAGCUAUAUCCGUUUAAAUCAAUUAUUGCUGCGGUAAUGCCUCUAGUGAAUUUGACAGCCCACUAGAUGCAUAUGGCAAUACGCAUAUAGUGGCAAAAUGGCAAUGUUUUCUCUUGUAGGUUUAAACAGACAGAGACAUAGCAUCUGGACCAUGUUAUUGAGAUGAAGUUGUCUGUGCUGUGUGGCUUUCGAGUCCAUUUAACUGGCUACUAAGGGAUUAAUGGAAAUUACAUUUUUGCUAAAUUCCCUUUUAGACAUGUGUAGUUAAGAAAGUUUAAACUGCAAGUGUGUGAACAUUCCCAGUGGAAAUAGUAACCUGACCGGUACUAGAGUGUCCUCAAUUAUCAAUUCUAUUUUCCAGGUUACAGCCAUGUGACUGGUCUGUCUCUCAGGAUCCUGAUGUAACCAAUGAUCUGUCUUUAUUGAUAGAACCAGAAAAUGUGCUGAAGGGUAAAGUAAGCAAGGUAAACAUAGACAUUCCUUUUCUAUCGAACAUCCACUACUGUCCAUCAUCUCAUUGUAACCUAGACUAGACCAAUAUCAUUGCUGCACUUUUUAUACGUUUCCUCCCCAAUCUGCCUUUUAUCUUCAGUCUUUUUCGGUCUCCGUUUAUGCUAUCCUCUAUGACCUCUCUGUCAUUCCACCCUCAUUGGAUCCUACUGCUCACUGCUUUAAGAUGGUUUACUAAAUGCUCCUCUUCUCUCCAUUCACAGACACGGAGUACAUCCUUACGCAGACAGUUACGAAAUACCUUCUUUUCUCGCACACGGACUCCAAUGCUGGCUGCACUUUACAUUUUAAUUAUCCAUGUGCUGUUGCUGCUCUGCUUCACUGGACACCUCUGAUAGCGUAUAUUUCACCUCUGAGGAGUCACAUGAGGAUCUAUUAGUGGCGUCUAGAACGAAUCUUGCAAAGAUUUUUAAUGGGGAUCUCACCGUGCCCAGAGGUAGUAACAGCAGGAAUUCAUAUACAAGUGGCCAAAAACGAAGGGCAAGCUCCUGUUCACUGAUGACCACACUACUUCAGGAAAAGACAAUGUGCUGUUGAAUGACUUGCUGGAAUCUCUUCGCUACUGAUACUGGUCCUCUUUGAUUUCCUUCCUCCAUGUACCAACUCACCUUUGUUGCCUUUUCCACCUCCCAAAGUCUGACUGUAAUACCCUUUUGCGAUCUAUAAAAUGAAGGUGAAUCUUAAGACUGUCCUGUGAUCUUCUACUUCCCAUCAAUCAUUUGCUAGAUGAUGGCUUAGAGGUAUAAGUGUACCUCUGUGUAAAUAUUAUGUAUAGUACAUGAGUACAAUAUUUAUGUACAGUUGAGCGCCAAAGGUUUAAUGGUAUUAAGGAAUAAAUAUUGUAUGUAGACAUGGCCAUCAAAAUGGGAUAUCUCAAUGUAUUUUGUAUGUUCCAUCUCCCUUGCUUUUAAAUGAGCUACACUUUAUUUUCUGCUUCAACUGGUCCUGUAAAAGCUAUCCUGGAUGUGUUCAAGUUAAUUCUUGUAUUACAAUGUGAUUUUUGUAUGUAUUAUUUUACCCAUUUUAAAUGUUGUGUGGAUAUUUAUUGUAUGGUACAUGAGAGCCGUUGAUCUUUUAGAUAUUCUGUAGAGCUGUAAUAACCUUAACACCUUAAGGCCCAAACUUCUGGAUUAAAAGGGAAUCAUGACAUGUCAUGUGUCCAUAAGGGGUUAAAAAGUUUAACAAGUUACUCCGGGAGGGCGCCAAGGGUUAUGGUUCUUGGAGUUUGACAAUUUACUUUGAUUACCCAAUCUCCUACCUUGAAACUGCCUGCUUCUAGAUUCUUCCUGCAAAGAGAAUCUGGUUCACUCCAUGGAGUUAAGCAGUGCUGCUCUCAUAGGCUGAGGGUGUCAACUGAGCACUCUGAGCCACUGAGUGCACUCUGCAUCAGGCUGUGCUUAGCUCAGGGGAGAAGUCAUUUGAGUGGGGGUGCUCAAGGGACACAAAUAAGUUGUCAAACUGUUCAUAAAUGCUUUGCUAAGUUAUUCUGGAAGAGGUCACCACACUCCCGGCACCAUAACCACUACAUCCGACUGUAGCGGUUAUGGUGCUUGGAUUGUUCCUUUAACUCUGCAAAUGUUCUAUGUACUACAUGUCCCACCAUGCUCCAUACAUCACGGAACAUCAACAAACCUCUACUGUGCCAUGUGUAUCUAAUACUGCUAUACAGACUAGAGCAUACCUGUCUGAUUUCUUGUACGAGGUGGAAACAUAAAUAAGAAAUCACCUGUUACAGUAUAGAAUAGCUUCCUAGAGAUCAGUUACUUACAUACCAUACAGUAAAAUACAUUCCUGGACUCCUUGUUUCUCCAACUACAUAUGAUCUGGUUUGUUUAUACAAUAACUUGUCUUUUUUGUACUUUUCCGCAAAACAUGUAUACAUUUCCGUUACAAGUGUAAUACUGUAUAUUAUCAGAAUUGAUUUCUAUUAAUAUGAUUUAGUAAUGCAUAGAAAUUAGGGAAUAUAAGAAAUUCAGAACAUUUUAAUAUAUUGAUGGAGCUAAAUUGCAAACACAUUUAUUAAUAGUUACAGGAUUUUAAUGGCGGUUUGGUUACAACACUGCUUAUUCUUCUUUGUUCAAAGUUUAUAGCUUUGAAGGGAUUGAAUCAUAAACCUUUUGAAAGUUUAAAAAUUGCAUUAUAGGUGUCGUUUUGGGACAUUACAAAUGAUUUAAACAUAUUUGUACAAUUAUCCAUUUCCAUUACAUCCAAAAGUCGUUCUAUGAUACAAAUGUGCCAUGGCUUUAAUCUGAAUGAAUCAAAUGGUAUAUACUUUUAAUAACUGUAUUUUUUUUUUUUUUUUUUAAACAUUAGAUUUGUCAUAGUAUCAUUACAUCUCAGUUCAUUCAACACAAGUCCUUGUUACACUUUGAAAAUGUAUUCUUCUGUUAAAAUAGGCUGGGCUCUGAUGCCUUUUAUUUCUUUAUUUGAAACUGGAAACACUGCACCCAGAGCUUCUUUAUACCCUAAAUGUAACACUAAGAAGAUGUAGUUGGUAUAUUAUCUAAAUGGUCCUUUUGGGUGAAGUGGUAGCCAUUCUGAAUGCAAGCAUUUUCAACCCUUCCGUUACUGAUACUGUUUAAGAAAUGGUUGUUUGACCUUCCUAGUGAUGUUUAAUCUUAAUGUUGCUACAAGGAAGAACAAAAUUGUAAUAAAUAUUUUAAUAAAAAAAAAAAAAAUAGAACACAUUUAAAAAUGUUAAACACUAAAUAUAAACAUUGUGAAAAGUGCCAUAAAAAUGCAAACCAAAAAUAUUUUUCUAAAUUGGCCAAUUAAGACUUAGUAUAAUCACUAUGGUGUUAUUCCUCUGGACUAAUCACUGCUUUUCAGAUUAUUCAAAGGGAUUGUGUGUUGUUAAACUAGAUUGUGAUAAAUCCUUAUUUAGAAAGGCAAGAUUGAAACAUUCCAUCUUUCAUGAACCUGUCCCUUGUAUUUUUCUGUUUUUGCUUUGUUGGGGGGGGGUUGUGUGUGUGUAUAUGUGUUUAUAUAUGUAUACAGAUAUAUGAUUGUCUAUGCAGAAUAUUUUACAUUCAUUCAUCUUUUGUUUAUAGUUCACAUAAAUCAUUUCCUAAUUAAUCAUGUAUUUAAUGCCAUAGUAGUAUAGGUGUGAGAGCUAAUUACAACUAGCAUGUGUGUUUUGGAAACUCCUCCUAUUCCUGCAUCUACGCUGUGUGUUUUUGGCAUCUCCCUACACUUUUAAUUAUCCUAUUGUCCAAUCUACUAUGUUUAAAGUGGACCCUGUCAUGGAAGUUUUUAAAUUUGAAAUUAAUCAAAGUCUACUUAAGGCAAUUUUUAAAUACAAAAAAUAAAUUUACAUGUAAAAUAAUGUUUUCUUUUAAUUAUCAUAAUGUAGUCUGCAGUUCGGAGAGUUAGGUUUCUCCUCUCUUUGCACUCUGGAUAGUCUUGUUCGGUCCUCAUUCACUUCCCUGCAGUCAGUAGGAUAUUUGAAACCAGGACUGUUUUAAUUGAAGUAGCUUUAUCCUUACCAAAAGAUAACAGAAGUCUGGAUUUUGGUGCUGCUUUCCUCUCCCCUUUUGCUCUUUUUCAUCUUUGCAUACGUUCAAACCAAUACCAAAUACAUGCACAGAAAUGUAACUUUAAAAAUGCAGAUUGCUUGAGAUCAUGUCUACAGUUUCUGCACGCAUGCUCUUUUUAAUAUUGCAACUAGAAAUCUGCAAAGCAUUAUAUGUCUCAUUGUGCCGAUUGGAACAGGCACAGUUUAAACAGGAGAUGCUAAUUAAAGGGACACUUCAGGCACCAAAACAACUUCUUCUAAAUUAAGUUGUUAUGGUAGCUGGAGGCACUCUUACAUCAAGGAGUUGAACCAUUCUUGAAUGGAUUAAACCCAUAGUUGCCUCCAGCAGUGAUGUCCACUCCUCGCCGGGCUGCAUUCUGGUUCUGAAUCAUCACUCAAAGGUCCCUGCUGAUUGAUUGAGAGAAGUCAGCUGAUGCUCUCAGCCAAUCAGUGACUUCCCAUUCACAAAACUUGCUUGGAAAGAAAUGUACCUUUUCCAAGCCAGUUUAGUAAACCUCAGCGCAGAUGAUUUCACAUACUAUUCCAAUAAUGAAUAAUAAUAUACAAAACAAUGUUUUCAAGGUUAAAAAAAAUAUGCCUUUUACAUGACCAGUCUGCUUUAAAAUUGCUUUUUUAACUGGUGUGUGGGUUAUGCAUACUGGUAUUUUUGAGAUUAUUUACAUAUCAUUCUAUAUAUCAUAUAUAUUAAUCUAAGGAGAUGGAAUUUCACUUAUAUGAAAUCUUCUGAGAUCACAGGACAAUCUCAAGCCAGAUUUUAAUUAUAAAUAAAAUGUAUUUUUGAAAUUAAAUUUGUAUGGAUUUAUGAGCAUAUCCUAUGCUUUGCA
Molecule: messenger RNA, 39863 nt
Organism: Pelobates cultripes (western spadefoot toad)
Lineage: Eukaryota; Metazoa; Chordata; Amphibia; Anura; Pelobatidae
Source: the annotation of a GenBank genome assembly